CUGCCCCUCCCCCUCUGCAGAAUAAAGGGUUAGGAAGUGAAAGUGAAAGUCAGAGUCUCCAUUUUGUGUGGAGGGGAAAAUACACCAUUUCAGGAGUAAAAACACAGGUUUGAUUUAACACGCCGAUGUUGGAGUGAAGUAAACGUGUGUCCUGCUGUAAUCUGGAGAAGGAGACAUGACCUCCAACAUGAGUGUGUCUGGAGAACAGGACUUAAAGAAAGACGAGAGAAUGAUGAAGAGAAAGAGAUCAGACUCACCAGAACCCAGCUGUGUGUCCAUGAAGAGUGACUGGUCAAUGGAGCAACCACUUACCUUCAGAGACGGAGCCAGUUCUCCUGAUGUGAGACCACAACAGAAGAAAUCAAACCUCAGCAGAAAUCAGUUGGACUCCAUAUUCAAGGAGCUGGAACACAAAGUCAUCACUCUGAUAAAGAAUGAGCUGAAGAGGUUCAGGAAGCUCCUGAGUCCAGAUUACCCAGCAUGCACUGAGAGGGAGGUGGAGGAUGAGGAGGAUCUGCACAGUGUCAGAGACGGAGCGCUGAAGAUCACACUGCACGUCCUGAAGAACAUGAACCACACAGAUCUCGCUAACACACUGCACAACAAACUCGUCUCUGUGUAUCAGACAGAGCUGAAAUCCAGCCUGAGAGAGAAGUUUAAAAGAAUUAAUGAAGGAAUCUCACAGCAUGGAAGUUCAGCACUUCUGAAUGAGAUCUACACAGAGCUCUACAUCACAGAGGGUUGGAGUGGAGACGUCAAUAAUGAACAUGAGGUGAGACAGAUUGAGACAGCGUCCAGGAGACCAGCAGCACAGGAGACACCCAUCAAAUGUAACGAUCUCUUUAAAGAUGAGUCCAUCAGAAGAGUGCUGACUAAAGGAGUUGCUGGAAUUGGAAAAACAGUCUCUGUGCAGAAGUUCAUUCUGGACUGGGCUGAAGGAAAAGAAAAUCAGGACGUCACCUUCAUGUUUCCACUUCCCUUUAGAGAGCUGAAUCUGAUGAAGCAGAAACAUCUCAGUCUGAUGGAUCUUCUUCAUCACUUUUUCCCUGAAAUGAGAAAACUACAAUUAAUAGACUCCUACAAAGUGGUGUUGAUCUUUGAUGGUCUGGAUGAGUGUCGACUUCCUCUAAAUUUCCAGAAGAAUGAGAGACUGUGUGAUGUGACAGAGUCAGCCUCAGUGGAUGUGCUGCUGACGAACCUCAUCAAGGGGAAUCUGCUUCCCUCUGCUCUCCUCUGGAUCACCUCUCGACCAGGAGCAGCCAGUCAGAUCCCUCCUGAGUGUGUAGACCAGGUAACAGAGGUACGAGGGUUCAGUGAUCCUCAGAAAGAGGAGUACUUCAGGAAGAGGAUCAGUGAUCAGAGCCUGGCCAAUAAAAUCAUCUCACACACGAAGUCUUCAAGAAGCCUCUACAUCAUGUGCCACAUCCCAGUCUUCUGCUGGAUCUCAGCCACUGUUCUAGAGAGAAUGCUGGGUGAAGCAGAGCGUGGAGAGAUCCCCAAGACUCUGACUCAAAUGUUCACACACUUCCUGAUCUUUCAGAUCAAACACAAGGACCAAAAGUACCAUCAGAAAUGUGACCCUGAUCCUCAGCAGACCAGAGAGAGUAUCCUGGCACUGGGAAAACUGGCUUUCCAACAGCUGGAGAAAGGAAACCUGAUCUUCUAUGAGGAAGACCUGAGAGAGUGUGACAUUGAUGUGAGAGAAGUGUCAGUGUACUCAGGAGUGUGUACCCAAAUCUUCAGAGAGGAGUUUGGGCUUCACCUGGGGAAAGUGUUCAGCUUUGUACAUCUGAGUGUUCAGGAGUUUCUGGCUGCUUUAUACACAUUUCUCUCCUUCAUCAGCAGAAAUGUAACAGAACAACCAACCACUGAUCUGUCUGAUCUUCUCAACAAGUCAGACAUGUCUGAUCUCCUCAGGACUGCAGUGGACAAGGCCUUACAGAGUGAGAACGGACACCUGGACCUGUUCCUCCGCUUCCUUCUGGGUGUCUCACUGGAGUCCAAUCAGACUCUCUUACGAGGCUUAAUACCACAGACAGGAAGCAGCUCUCACAGCAAACAGGAAACAGUCGAGUACAUCAAGGAGAAGAUCAGGGAGAAUCCAUCUCCAGAGAAAUCCAUCAAUCUGUUCCACUGUCUGAAUGAACUGAAUGAUCAUUCUCUAGUGCAGGAAGUACAGACUUACCUGAACAGAGGAGGUCACAGUCGUCUCAGGGGAACCAGACUCUCUCCUGCUCAGUGGUCAGCUCUGGUGUUUGUGUUACUGAACUCAGAUCAGGAGCUGGAUGAGUUUGAUUUGAGGAAAUAUGACCCAUCAGAGGAAUGUCUUCUGAAGCUGCUGCCAGUGGUCAAAGCCUCCAGAAGAGCUGAUCUGUGUGUGUGUGAUCUGACAGAGGAAAGCUGUAGAGUUCUGUCCUCAGUUCUCAGAUCAAACUCCUCCAGACUGAGAGAACUGAACCUGAGUCACAAUAAACUGCAGGAUUCAGGAGUGAAGCUGCUCUCUGCUGGACUGGAGAAUCCACACUGUACACUGGAGAUACUGAGUCUGUGUGUGUGUGAUCUGACAGAGGAAAGCUGUAGAGUUCUGUCCUCAGUUCUCAGUUCAAACUCCUCCAGACUGAGAGAACUGGACCUGAGUAACAAUAACCUGCAGGAUUCAGGAGUGAAGCUGCUCUCUGCUGGACUGGAGAAUCCACACUGUACACUGGAGACACUGAGUCUGUGUGUGUGUAAUCUCACAGAGGAAAGCUGUAGAGUUCUGUCCUCAGUUCUCAGAUCAAACUCCUCCAGACUGAGAGAACUGAACCUGAGUCACAAUAACCUGCAGGAUUCAGGAGUGAAGCUGCUCUCUGCUGGACUGGAGAAUCCACACUGUACACUGGAGAUACUGAGGAUGUUGAACUGCAGGAUUACAGAUGAAGGUUGUGCUGCUCUGGCUUCUGCCCUGAGGUCAAACUCCUCAUCACACCUGAGAGAACUGGAUCUGAAGUAUAAUAAUCCAGGAGAAUCAGGAGAGAAGCUGCUCUCUGAUCUACUGAAGGAUCCACACUGUAACCUGGAGACACUACACAUUAACUAUAAUAAACUCACCAGGACUGGCGUAUGACAGGAGUCUCACCUCAAACCUCUUCUCCAGGAUAAAGCAGUCUUGGUGAAGAGUUAGAACCCGUCCCACAUUUCCAGCAGUUUGGGAGCUGAAUCAUUAAACUUAAAGGGGCAGAGCAGAAACAAAGUCAAGAACAGGCAGAAGGUCGUACACAGGAGAAAUCAACACACGUAACCAAAUAUCUGCUGUACAAAGCAACGGCACCGAUCUGCCCCGGGGAUGGAGACUGACGAGGCUUAAGUACACGUCCGGAAAUGUACAGCCAACUCAUCCCAAAGCACGAGGCGGGAGCAGGCGUGUACGAGAUGUGAUCGUCCAAUGGCAAGCCGGAACAUGACGCACUGCAGUGGACUGGGCUUAAAAGAGGAGGAGACAAGACACCCAUCCCUCCCCCGACAUAGACACACGAAUGGAACAUAGUACAAACAGAAAUACAACUGAGGACGUAACAAUGGACAAGUAUCAAAUAAAAUGUAAACUUGCAUUGAUGAAGUUAAUGUUGUUAGUAAUUGUUUAUAAAUUACCAUGGUAACACAGAGCUCCAAGGUAUAAAAAUAUGGAGCUUGUCAUCAACCGAACAGUAACCAGUUUUAAUACCUAAAAAAGUUUACGUAGCAAAAUUUAGCAAAGCGCUUUACAGUAAAUUAAAAUGUAAAAUGAAACUAAUGAAAUGUUGUGCAGCACAUGCUUAUGUUAAUGUUUGUUACAUUAUAUGAUCAUAUAAAUAAAUAAUUACUCCCAAAGUCACCAGAAUUGAAAGCUUUUUGCUGUUAAACAUUUAGAGAUUGAGGUUGUGGUGACUCAGUAGUUCACUCAGUAUAUCUGGGUAAGACACAGUGAACGACUCACUGCUGGCAUUCAUGAAGAAGUCAUAAACUCCACUGGAAUAAUAAAUAGGAUCUAAUAAAAUCAUGAAUGGAAAUUAUUGGUGUAAGUUUGUUAGGAUAGACUUCCUCCAACCUGGAACUAUAUCCUCCAGUCCACGCGGUGGCGGUAACGCACCUAACAGCUGCGUCUCCGACCAGUAGAAAUCACAGAAGAAGAAAAAGCUGCAGCGGGUAUCUCCUGAGCAGUUGAGUUAUUACACCGAACUAAUCAUGUCCAGAUUAAAUUAUUUCUGACAGUUUUACAGUUAGGUUUGAUCCAGUUUAAACGUAAAAGCUGGUUAUUUUGUCUGUGUUUGAGGAAUUAAAACCGUUCUGUUUUUAAACCCGAGCGAUGAAGAAUCCAUUAAGGUGUACGCCCGCGUGCGACCUUUGACCCAAGGCCGGCUGAGGACAGACGGAGACCAGGAUUUAUGUUUGACGGUGACCUCGGAUCACACGCUGCGUCUGAACUCCAAACCCAAGCCGCGAAACUUCACCUACGAUCACGUGGCGGACAUGGACGCGACUCAGGAAUACAUGUUCUCCUUAGUCGCUAAAAACAUCGUGGAGUCGUGCACGCAUGGUUACAAUGGCACGAUAUUUGCAUAUGGACAGACGGGUUCAGGGAAGACCUUUCCCAUGCUGGGGCCGAACGAGCUGACUGAUUUCUCUGAUCAGCUGCGUGGUGUUAUUCCUCGUAGCAUUGAGCGUUUGUAAUCCCUCAUGAGCAGAGUGGGGGCGGAGUCUGCAGUAGCAAAGAGCUUCCUGUGUAAAUGCUCUUUCAUCGAGAUCUACGAAGAGAAGCCCUUUGACCUCCUGGGCAGCGCCUCAGUGAGUCUGGUCCUCAGAGAGGACAUUGAGAAAGCACUGUUUGUGGAAGGAGCGGUGGAGAAAUACGCGGCUUCAGCCACAGAUGCCUACCAGAAUCUGGAUCAGUUGUUCAGAACAAAGAAUCAGCACAGUUAAUCAGCACAGCAAACAGUUCAGAACUGACCAAGUGAAUCUCUAUCAAAUUACUGACUCAAGUGAAGUUUUAGAGCAGAGUAUUCCUACCCUGAACCUGUGAAUCACACUCCUUCAGAACGCUUAAACUAUACAAUAAAUUAGUAAAUUAAUCAAACUUAAAACCGAUUUAAUAAAUUGGUGAGGUAUGUUAGUUGUCGGGAACAGAAAAGUGAUAAAUUGGUGAACUGGGCAAGCUCAGAACUGAUUCAUUUAACUGGUUACACAAACAGAACAGAGAAUUAAUACAGUGAAUCAGUAAAUUAAACAGUUCAGAAUCGAUUCAGUGAAUCAGUUAAUCAAGCAGUUUGGAACUAAUACAGCAAAUUAGUACUUCAAACUUGUUCCGAAUUAAUACAGUGAAUCAGUAAAUUCACCGGCUCAGAAUUGAUUCAGUGACAAUUCAUAACUGAGGAAGAUGACACUCUGCACGCUGAGAGAGAGGCGGCUCUGGACGCUCUGCUCGCUGAGAGAGAGGCGGCUCUGGACGCUCUGCUCGCUGAGAGAGAGGCGGCUCUGGACGCUCUGCCGCUGAGAGAGAGGCGGCUCUGGACGCUCUGCUCGCUGAGAGAGAGGCGGCUCUGGACGCUCUGCGCGCUGAGAGAGAGGCGGCUCUGGACGCUCUGCGCGCUGAGAGAGAGGCGGCUCUGGACGCUCUGCGCGCUGAGAGAGAGAGGGGGCUCUGGACGCUCUGCACGCUGAGAGAGAGGCGGCUCUGGACGCUCUGCACGCUGAGAGAGAGGCGGCUCUGGACGCGCUGCGCGCUGAGAGAGAGGCGGCUCUGGACGCGCUGCGCGCUGAGAGAGAGGCGGCUCUGGACGCUCUGCGCGCUGAGAGAGAGGCGGCUCUGGACGCUCUGCGCGCUGAGAGAGAGGCGGCUCUGGACGCUCUGCGCGCUGAGAGAGAGGCGGCUCUGGACGCUGUGCGCGCUGAGAGAGAGGCGGCUCUGGACGCUCUGCGCGCUGAGAGAGAGGCGGCUCUGGACGCUCUGCACGCUGAGAGAGAGGCGGCUCUGGACGUUCUGCACGCUGAGAGAGAGGCAGCUCUGUGUGCCGAGAUCGAUAGGCUCAGGCUGGAAAUUGUGUUUCACUGACUGCGUUUAACGUGCAGACUAGGAGGACAAGCUCACGCAGGCCUAGAUGAGACGACUGAUCCUUGAGCAGAAGACGAAGGCGGUGGAAAACCGACACCGAAAAUAAACAAAAUACAGCUGAAGACUGGAAAAACAUCACCUUCCAGUCUCCAGCUGUGUCAGGUUCCUGUUCCUGCCUGACAAGAGCGGAGCCUGAUGUGACGAUCUGCUGAUGGAGCCCAUCCACCUCAAGAUUUGAGGAUAGUUUAAUUUAACAACCAUGGUGAAAUGUAAACAGCAACCUUUAUGUUAGUUGUUUGUUGCCAUGGUUACAUUCUAACAUCAUAAAAUAUGGUACUUUCGAAUGGUUUCCAACGUUCACUGUGUUUAUACGAGGUUUCUACAAGAAAGUUUGGUUAGCAGAAGUUUGGUUAGCAGUUGAUGCUGUGUGUAAUUAAAAUGUAAUUUUAGCAAUGCA
This is a messenger RNA of Ictalurus punctatus (channel catfish), 6524 nucleotides long. Its product is annotated as NACHT, LRR and PYD domains-containing protein 3. Gene Ontology annotation, molecular function: protein binding. Bases 176 to 3106 code for a protein of 976 amino acids. The record is from RefSeq and is a predicted model, not a curated record. The transcript is spliced from 19 exons. Lineage: Eukaryota; Metazoa; Chordata; Actinopteri; Siluriformes; Ictaluridae.